AUGAAUAACAAGAAGGGAAAUAAACAGUUUUUGAUUAAUAUGUAUGUGACAAGGCCUCUCUCUCACUACAUAAGAUUUCCAGAAUCUCUUUCAUUACCCCCUGAAGGUCCCAAUUCUGGUUAUUUAGUAAUACAAGAUGAAGAAUCUGAGACAUAUACAUGUUUUGGAUUGUGCAAGGACCGCUUCCUUGCAGACCUGCCGUUCCCUCAGAACAAGGAUCUAACCAUGCGAUAUUCAUCAGGGGCAGGCGAGCACGAGACUGUAUUUCAUGACGGUGUUUCCUUCAUUCCAGUCCUUAAUCUGCCAUUGUCUUCUAAUCGUUAUUAUGCGAUAAAGCCUCAUGGGAAUCAUAAAGGGGAAGCAUACACUUCUUCAAGGGAGGAAGACAUGGCCACUUGCUGUUUUUGCCGUUGCAUCCGAGAUGUAAAAUCAAGACCAUUGGAUCCAGAUGACAGGUAUCAGCAAUUUGAUAUUGCUCUUUAUGAAAAAAGUUGCAUUGCCAAGGGUCAUUUUUAUGCCAAGUCGGUAGCACCUGAUGGCUUCCCCCCUCACUUCUUGAGGAGAAAAGGGUGGCAAAUUUAUGGGAAAACUCCCAAAAACUACAAAUUAGGCGAAGCUCCAGGCCUCAAUGCUGCACUCCGAGCACGCCUGCCAGAAUUCAACUUCCCAAUGUCCUAUAAAAGCUCUGAAAGCGUCGUUGUGGGGAAAUGGUAUUGUCCUUUCAUCUUUAUCAAAGAUGGAAAUUUGAGAGAUCAAAUGAAAAGAUCGAUGUUUUAUGAGAUGACACUCGAGCAAAGAUGGGAGCAGAUUUUCGCAUCUGAGAAUAAUUCCAGAGAAGGGAACAGUGUGUUUGUCGAUGUUUCUGUUCAAACAAAAGUUGUCUCUGUUGUUCCUGGCAAGGAAGCCGUGUGGAAUGAGAGAGAGGUGGACGAUGGGGCGAUAUGGUUCAGGAAUUUUGGCAAUGUAGGAGAGGGAGUAAGUGUGGGAUUAAGGGUAGAAAUUGUUGAGAGAAUGAAAUGGGAGCAAGAAAGAGCAGGCUGGGUUGGUGGGGAAGACAGGCAAGCAAGGGUGAAGAGAGUGGAGGAGUUUGGAGGCAUUGGUGGAUGGAGAAAAUUUGGANUUUAA
Ilex paraguariensis (yerba mate) is the source of this 1125-nucleotide messenger RNA. The record is from the annotation of a GenBank genome assembly. Lineage: Eukaryota; Viridiplantae; Streptophyta; Magnoliopsida; Aquifoliales; Aquifoliaceae.